Gilbertella persicaria is the source of this 501-nucleotide messenger RNA. RefSeq lists its product as uncharacterized. The record is from RefSeq and is a predicted model, not a curated record. The coding region runs from base 1 to 501 and encodes 166 amino acids. The transcript has 3 exons. Lineage: Eukaryota; Fungi; Mucoromycota; Mucoromycetes; Mucorales; Choanephoraceae.
AUGGCAAGACAACCUAUUGAAAAGAAAGAUGCUUCUAAAAAGAAGUCAACUGUCAAAGAUGCAGGUGUCAAAAAGACAACUAAGGAAACCAAACCCAAAAAAGCUAUUACAGACGAUAUUGAUGAUAUUUUCAGUGGCAAGGCAACCAAAUCCUUAGAAAAGAAAGAACAAAAGAAGCUACCCAAAAAAUCAAAAAAGGAUACCAAAAAAGAAGAAAGCGAAGAAGAAGAAGAAGAAGAAGAGUUAUCCAAGGAGCAAGCUGAAAAAGUGCAGGAGGUUGUCUUUGCUGAAUUGGCUGCCGUCAAGAAUAGUAAGCCAAGCACAAAGAAACGUCCUGUACCACUACCAUCCGCUGAUGAAGAUUUUGGUGAUUCUCGGGGUUUGAAGAAGACAAACCGUACUACUGAAGAUGGAUAUCCUCUUUAUGAUGUUAAGGAUUUAAAUAUUGGUAAUGGCUUAGAUACACCUGAUUGUCCUUUUGACUGUAAUUGUUGUAAGUAA